UUCUUGUCCUGUUCCCUUAUAAUAAAGAGAUAUAAUGUGACUUAAGUCCAGGACUGUGCUGGAAAUUUUCUGUGUUGACCAUUUAUACCUGAUGCUGACUCCACACCCCAUGCAGACGUCUGAGCUCGCAGCCACUCAGAAACAUGAAUCAGAAAACAGGAGAUAAUCUCUAGGAUUUUGGUGGAGCGGCAGCAUGCGAGUUCCCUCUGCUGGCACGCAGCAUGACGGGGCUGCCGGCACUGCGCUGCCCCCACCACGCUGCCUGCACGGCGCAGGGAUGCCCAGCCAGGUCGCGGGAGAGUGCUGUGCCUCCGGUCUCCUGCCUCAUCCCUAGGGAGAAGGAGCAGGGGAAGCUCUUUGGAAACCCCAUGGAUGAACCUUGAAGCCUGUUUCACACACAGCUGGAGGGGGCUGCAGGGACACCCUCGGACAUCAGUCCUCUAUCCCAGCAGGGCUCUGCAGCCACAGGGAUAAAUCCUGGCACAUCUCAGGAGGGUGCCAGCAGCUUCAGGAAGGAGACCACCCUUGGGUGGGGAGUCUUUGGGGUGCAGAAACCUGGAGCCCCUUCUCCUGGGUGUGCGGCUGUGGGCUCGCCCACCUCCUGCAGCUCCCUAGGGAGUGUUGGGAUUUCUGGUUGGCAGACUUGGCUUUUCUUGCACAUUUCCAGGGAUGCAGCCUCUAAAACCACAGCUUUCCCAGUUGACCCCACAUUCUGCUCAUGCUGGCAAGGGUCCGUUGUGGCAUCUGCCGUGUCUGCUGUAGGAGGGUGGUCAGGGGGAUGAGGCAUAUUUCUAGCCUCAAUAAAUAGCAGAGCUGCCUGAAAUUGCUUAAAAGACUUUACUUUCUCAAAUUCCUUCCUGGAGUGUCUUGAGUUGUAAGGCUCUGCUCUGAAUGCUGUUUCUACAGAGCAGAGCGCCUGUUCUCCCAAGCAUAGUUGUUUUUUUUUUUUCUUGUAAAACUAUCCUCUUCAUUUUUGUGGACCUUUUGGAGAAAUUCCUCUUCCUUUUCCUGACACUUACUGUCUUUCUUUCUGCUAAAUAAUGAAUGAAUCCAAUAAAAACAAGCCCUUUCUUCCAAUCAAAGAAAAUCACUUUAACGAUAGCUCGUGCUGGUCUUUAUAGCUUUCCUUCCCACCGCACACACCCCUCCACCUAACAGCUGAGAUCUGCAUCUCGGGUUUAGUGGCCUGGAAAAUAUUAACAGCCUGCAUGGCCGAGGAACUCCUCGGGAUGAGCUUUGUAGUUGAGAAAGCACUAAAUGGCGCCGCAGCUUUUAAAACGCUUCUUCGUACCUGUCCGCAGCCUUGUUUUGUCUACACGGAGCUGCUGUUCAGAGGGAGCAGCUCUCUCCUUGGCACAGUGUGGAGAAGAGAGCCCUACCCCUCCCCGUCCCCCCAGGAUCUCUAAGCUGUAACCUUUCUGAAAUGUUGAGCUAAUGGGAAAAAAAAACCCCGAUUCUUUCCUGUAAUCUGGAUGAUAUUAACCCUUGGGGCUGUGAUUUGGUAGCAGUGAUUUAUUUUUCUCCUCCCUUUUUCAAUGAUGAAUUACUGGAAUGAUUUUGAUUUUGUUUUGUAUGUAGAUGCAGAUAUAUAAUUUCCUCUUCUGUUCAUUCAUUUUCCAGCCUUGUUUUCUUCCAGGUCUUGUUGCUCUCCACCUUCUCCUGCUGUGUUGCUGUGUGACGUGUCCGCCUUUACUUCGCCUGCUUCGCUACCAUCUCAUCUCAAUCUCAAGCCGUAGAACAACUUGGUGGUGCAGCCCCUUUCAUGAGAAAUCAACCUGCUUUUGAUUUUGGGUUUUUUUGUUUUGAUUUGUUUUUUUGGUUGUUUUUUUUCUUCUGAUUUGUUUUUCUUCAGGCCUUCACCUAAUAGGGCUCAGACAAUGUUAAUUCAUUGACCUCCCUCCUAAACUGAGACUCAGAGAAGGCUGGGCCAGUGUAAAAAGGGUUAAGAAAUUGUGACUCCAAAACAGUUAUGAAGGAGGUGGAUUGAUGCUCUCGACAGGCUGGCUUAUGUGAAUGGACAUCUCGGGAGCAGAACAUCCCACAGAGAUUGGGAGCUCUGCGUGAGCCUAGGAUCUGCCCGCUCCCAGUCUGCAAACUGGGAGGCAGCAGGGGCUGAACAGGUGUCCCAUAAAAUCAUCCAAGGUGUUUGAAUUUACAAAGCAAAGUAUUCCCCACCAAUUUUGUCCCUUCCUCUUUGGUUGUGGGCUUCAGCUCCCAAUCCUGGCAGCCUGGCUCUGAGCAGCAGUGGGGUGGGCCCCUGGUUUGCUGGGGGAUGUGAUGUGCUCAGACUGUUCGUCUCAUUUAUGGAACUUAGUGCAAAUGUUGGUUGAAAACUGAACAUCUCAUGUUUUUUGAGUCCUUAACCUGCUGUUUCUUUUUAUGGAAAGUGUUAAAAAUGGAUAUUUUUAGAUAACCUGUUUCCCCUCAUGUGGUUGCCAUUGUGAUUUUCAUGCACGUUAGAGGUCCAUGCAGAGCAGGCAGUCCUGAGUUUAGAUGUGGCAGACGUGGAUCCAAAUUUUAUGUCAAGAACCCACCUGGAUUGAGCAUUCUGGGGAGGUUCAAAAUUGAGUUUUAAACCUCACAGCCUGGAGCUCAGCUGGCGUGUGUGGUGGUGGUGGGUUAUUGCUUCACAUUCCCAGGUUGUGAUUAAAGACCUGAGGUUGCUACUUGCCCAAAACCCCUGGGCAUGCAAACUUUGACACCAGCAGGUCCUUUGAAAAUUCCAGUAUUUCCUCUCCUGUGGGUCAGCAAGCAGCUUUUUAUGCUGAAAUGGCCCUUUUAAUUCCACCUGCAAAGGCCUGUUGUUUGCUCAUUCUUAGGAGCAUCCCAUUUGGGUUUGGUCUGGGGUUGGCUCCUGCUCCACCCACAUUUCUUCAUAGUUCUCCUCCAUCCUCAGAGACGUGUGUGCCACGGUGUGAUGGGCCACCAAGGCAGUGUCUGAGAGCCCAAGUUGUGCUCCCUGCUGUCCAUACCAGAUUUGCAGACCAGUUUGAGAGGAGGGUUUUGCAGGGGAUGCCCUGCCAUGCCUGCACAGGGUGCUCCUCAUUCCCUUGUGCCUCUUCAGCUGGUGCACCCUGCGAGCCAGACCCCUUGUCUGGAGGCACCUACAGGCACUCCUCACUCAGUGCAGUCCUGUGGAUGGAUGUUACCCGUGUGGGGCUGAGUAUACAGGGUGAACACGCAGGGUGACAUGAAGCCAUCUCUGCACCCCAGCUUGGUCUGAUAUGUCUGAUCGGUGGCUGGGGGAGGGCAUUGGUAGCUGCAGUGCUAGAGAGUAAAGACAAAGCUUAACCCAAAGCUUCUCAAUAAUCCCUGUUUCUCAAAGGGCUAUAAAAUUUACAAGUAAAAAGUUAUUUCUGGUUUUUCAAGGGUUUUCUAGAUAUUUAAAGAGUUUUGUGGAGCUGGGUAGCAUGAGGUUUUUCCCCGCUUUGGCUGUGGGUAAAAUGAUACAUGUCAGAUCGGGGCAUUUUGCCCUGGAUUUCUGCACGCUAGAGCUUGCAGAGAAACAGGGACCAAAAGCCAGGUGUGCACGAACACUGGGUCGAGCAAUUCUGCAGCCUUACAUUUGUGGGAUUGUACAGCUCAGCGCAGUUGCUGUUCUUGUGUUUAAACCGGCUCUGGUUUCCCCUUUCUCUGUGUUUUGCAGGCGAUCCCAGGUCAUCGAAAAAUUUGAGGCAUUAGAUAUUGAGAACGCAGAGCACAUGGAAACGAACGUGUCGGCUGGUGCUGCUCUUUCCAGUGAGACGCGGCAGGGCAGGAGCGAGAAGAGGGUUUUCCCGCGGAAACGGGACUUCACAUGUGAAGGUGCAGCUGUGGGCUCCAUCCUGGAUGUGUCUGCGUCUCCUCUGUCACCGCAUCGCCGGGCAAAGUCACUGGACAGGAGGUCCACGGAGUCCUCUAUGACGCCUGACCUGCUGAACUUCAAGAAGGGCUGGUUGACAAAGCAGUAUGAGGACGGGCAGUGGAAGAAACACUGGUUUGUGCUGACCGACCAGAGCCUGCGAUACUACCGGGAUUCAGUGGCGGAGGAGGCAGCUGACCUGGAUGGAGAAAUUGAUUUAUCCACGUGCUAUGAUGUUACUGAGUACCCGGUUCAGCGAAACUAUGGCUUCCAGAUCCAUACGAAGGAAGGGGAGUUCACCCUCUCCGCCAUGACGUCGGGCAUUCGCCGCAACUGGAUCCAGACCAUCAUGAAGCACGUUCGCCCCACGACUGCUCCCGAUGUAACAAGGAAAAACUUCUCUUUGAAACUAUCCGUGCUGAAGCCCAGCUCCCUGCCAGAAGAGAAAAGCAAAACAAGCUCUUCCUUUGAGACUGGUCCAAAGCCGAGCGAGAAGCCGGAUGCGGAGCAGGCUGAGCUGGACCCAGAGCAGAAGCGGAGCCGUGCCCGGGAGCGCCGGCGAGAAGGACGUUCUAAGACCUUUGAUUGGGCCGAAUUUCGCCCCAUCCAGCAAGCCCUGGCCCAGGAACGUGCAAACGCUGCAGACUCCUCCAAGAGUGGCUCUGCCACCUUCUCCAGGGAUGCCGGUGCCACUGAGGCCGACUCGGGAGAGCUGGAGCGGGAGCGGGCCCGGCGGCGGGAGGAACGGCGCAAACGCUUCGAAAUGAUUGAUGCCGUGGACGGGGCAGGGUCGGAAGAGGCUCUAAGGAUGGAGGUGGACCGGAUCCUGCCCGUCCCGACAGACAUCAAACCGCAGAAUGUCCACGUGGAGAUUGAGCAGCGCUGGCACCAAGUGGAGACCACCCCGCUGCGGGAGGAGAAGCAGAUCCCCAUCGCGCCUCUGCACCUCGCCCAUGCCGAGGACCGGGAUGAGGGGCUGACGAAGCAACACUUGACCACACUGCUGGAGAAGGAGCUGGAGCAGAAGCAGAAGGAGGCCCUGGAGCUCCUGGAGCAGAACCGGCACCUGCAGGACCAGCUGAAAGUGGCACUGGGCCGGGAGCAGAGUGCUCGUGAGGGCUACGUGUUGCAGACCGAGGUGGCCGCCUCGCCAUCAGGUGCCUGGCAGAGGCUCCACAAAGUCAACCAAGACCUCCAAAGCGAGCUGGAAGCCCAAUGCCAGCGUCAAGAGCUGAUCAAUCAGCAGAUUCAGUCACUGAAGCGCAGCUACGCUGAGGCCAAGGACGUGAUCCGGCACCACGAAGCUGAGAUUCAGAGCCUACAGGCGAGGCUCAGUAACGCGGCGGCCGAGCUCUCCAUCAAGGAGCAGACCCUGGCCAAGCUCAGGAGUGACCUGAGGAGCGAAAAAGAGAAAGCCAGAGAGCAGCUGGAGGAGUGGCAGCAUGGCGAGGCCACGCUCAGCUCCCAGCUGAAGGCCAGCGAGCAGAAGCUGAAGAGCGCAGAGGCUCUGCUCCUGGAGAAGACCCAGGAGCUGCGGGACCUGGAGAUGCAGCAGGCUUUGCAGAGGGACCAUCAGAAGGAGGUGCAGCGGCUCCAAGACAGGAUCGCGGACCUGAGCAGGCAGCUGAAUGCUAGCGAGCAAACACGGAUCCUCAUGGAGGAGAAGCUGCAGAAGAAUUACGAGGCUUUGCUGGAGAGCUGCGAGAGGGAAAAGCAGGUUUUAAUACGAAGUCUGAAGGAGGUGGAGGAUAAGGCCAAUGAGUAUGAGAACCAGCUGCAAAAUAGCGAGCAGCAAAUGGAGAUUCUGCAGAAGGAGAAACUUAGUGCAAAGUUUGAAGGCAGCGAGCUUGUCCACCAGCUGGAGGAGCAGCUGGUGAUGAAGGAGGCCAGCAUCCAGAAACUCGCAGAGCACAUCAAGGAGCUCGAAAGAGAGAGAGAUCAGAUCAAAUGUCGGUUCCACGAGCUCAUGAAUCAGGUUGCCGAGUCCGAUAAUGAAGUUGCAAAGCUGCAAGCAAAGUUGAAAAUGGAAGAGACCAACUACCACAAUCUGGAGCAAUCGUUUGAGGAGGUGUCAGAUCAGUUCCAGGGUGUGCAGAAGGUGCUGAAAGAAAAAGAAGAAGAGUUGAGACACGUUAAAGAAAUGCACUUGAGAAUUGUGGAAAAGAAAGAUCAAGAUCUCAGUGAGGCUUUGGUUAAAAUGGUUGCUUUAGAUAGCAGUUUAGAGGAGACUAAAGUAAAGCUAAAGGCCAAGGAGGAGGCUUUAAAAAAAUUAGCUAGUGUAGGCACAGGUCCAUGUGCUGAGGAGGCAGAAGACCUUGGCCCCAGUCUUGAGGCUGAUGAAAGUCACCCAUCCCAACUAGGGCAGCUUCCACAAACUCAGGGUGUCCUCCCAGCUCUGACUUAUGCACUGAAGGAGGAGGAGGAUGAGGUUCUUGAGACCAGCCAGCAGCAAGCAGAGGAAUUUGGCUCCCCAUCCAAAAGUGUAGAGCUCCAGGACCAAGACUUGGUUCAGAAAGCCUUAGCAAAGCCUGAUGUAGGAAUCAUGGGGUCCAAGAGGCAAAGAAUCCGUUUCUCAAGCAUCCAGUGCCAAAAAUACAUCCAUCCAGAUGGAUCCGAGAAAAACUGGACAAGCAGUACCUCUUCAGACACAAGCCAAGACAGGUCGCUGUCUGAAGAAAGCAUGUCAUCAGAGCCGGCUCUCGGUUACCCGUCGUCGGGGACAAGUGACUCUGAGACCUAUCUCUCAAUCAUCCAUUCCCUGGAAACCAAACUUUAUAUUACGGAGGAAAAACUCAAAGAUGUAACGAUGAAACUGGAAAGCCAACAUGGCCAUAAUCAGGAGACACUCAUUGCCCUCCACCAUCAGUGGGCCAGCACAGAGUCUCAGCUGCGGGAACAACUUCAGGCCAGCUUAUCCCAAGUCAGUGCUUUGAUCUCACAGCUGGAGAGUGAGAGGCAGGAAAAGUUCAAGCUCAUAGAAAAUCAUGUUAACGAGCUGGGAGGUUUCCAAAUGAAAAAUGAUCAAGCACUGACUUGCUUAGAGAAAUGUAGAGAGCAACUAAGAUCUUUGCCCAAAUCAGACAAGGAAAAAGAGGGUGAUUUGUUCCUUGUUACUCUGUCCAGCAUGGAAACAACCUUAUCAAAUGCAAUCCAAGCCUUGAGAGGGGCGCCAGCCCCAUCAGAGUAUCAGCAGAGUGAAAGCCUUAUCGCGGAAAGCCCCGCUCCAGAAGGAGGUUUUUUGGGAGAAGAGGAGCAUGUCUCCAAGGAGCAGCGAGUGGAAAUGUUUGACGCCAGCCAGCUGAGGUGGCUUUCUGAGAGAGUGGCAUUUGAGGCCUCUCUCAUCAACCACAUAGCAGAGUCUUUGAAAAAUGCAAGCUCUGAGAUAUCUCGGCUUCUGAGAGAGAUCCAGGGAACAGCUGAAGUGGUUUUGUUGGAGCCAGCAGAUGUUUCUCAUACAGCAGUGGACUUGGCCAGCAUCCUAUCUAAGAAGCUGCUUCUGGAAGGGGAGUUCUGGAGCCAGGUGGAGGAGCUGAGAGUGCACUUGAGCACCAGAGAAGGGGAAGCCGAGGGCAAAACAGAAACAACAGGUUUGGGCUUUUCUUCAUGUUUUCUAAGUGCUGUAGCAGAUGCUACUUUGAUCAAGGCAGAACUUGGGUUUGUUGCACAGAAAAUGAGAGAAUCUUUUCAUCAGAGAUUAAAAACAAUCGAAGAAGACCUCCAUAAUACCAAAACAGCUCUCCAGCAGCAUAAAUGCAUGUUGGAGGAGAUCAUCAAAGCAUACAGGACUCCUGAUUUUGACAGAGUUAUGCACCAUAUUUCUGAAGCGCUUGAAAUUCAGAAAGAUGCUUCAGAAAGAACCCAGAUCUCCUGGGACGGGAGCCAUCUCCAAAUGGUGCCAUGUCAGGAGUUAGCCAAGGUGGAGGAGACCGGCAGCCUGCUGGACCGUAGUAGUGAAGCUCUUGUUUCCAUUCAGGAAGAUCUUGCCCAACAACUAAAGGACAAAUCAAAUGUUCUGAAGGAGAUAUCUGUUGCCUUACUCUCUCUGCCUCCUGAGGAGGCAAUGAGAGACUGUCAGAAGCUCCUGAAGAUAUCUCAGAGUCUUUCUUAUCAUUCGUGCAUGGGAGACCUUGAACAGUAUUCCUCUUUGUUAGUCCACGAUGCAAUUGUUCAGGCUCAGGUUUGUUAUGCCGCUUGCAAAGUCCGACUGGAGUACGAGAGAGAGAUGAAGUCCUACAAGGAGUCCUUACAGAGCAUGGACGUGCUCUGCCAAGAGCGCGUGAAGACGGUCUCUCUCCUUCGGGACGAGUACGAAGACUUGCUCAGGAAGCAGCAGGGUGAGUACAGCGAGGUGAUCGCCAUGCUCGAAAGGGAGAACGCCGAUCUCAAAGCCAAGGUGUCUCAGCUUGACAGUCAGCGAAGGCUCUUGGAGGAAGAAGAGCAUAAACACAGCAAGAGCUUGAGUGAGUUACAGGGACGGUAUGAGGAGGAGAUUCGAAAUGUGAUAGAGCAGCUAAACAGGACGGAGGAUGCUCUGAAGGCUGAGAGGACAGAGGGCCUCAACCAGCUGGAUGCCAUUGUCCGUGACAAGCAGAACAUGGAGCAGUAUCACCUGGAGCAGAUGCAAAUGCUGGAGGACAAGUUCCAGGCCAAGAUCAAGGAGCUACAGGUCAUCCACGGCGAGGAGCUGCAGGCGCUGCAGGAGCACUACAGCCAGAACCUGCAGCGCCUGCAGGAGACCCUGGACGAGUACCAGCGGCAGCACCCGGAGGCAUCCCCCGUGGCGGGCCUGGGCGGGGGGGAUGCCUGGGUGGCCGGGGAGGAGGGUGGCACCGGGCAGGGCCCCGACGGUGACCUGGACUCCAUGCAUGGCCUGAGGGAACGAAUCCAGGAGCUGGAGGCCCAGAUGAACGUCAUGAGGGACGAGCUGGAGAACAAGCAUCUGGAGGGGAACGCUUCCACCUUGAGGGAAAAAUACCAGAAAGACUUUGAAAAUUUAAAGGCAACAUGUGAAAGGGGCUUUGCAGCCAUGGAGGAGACACACCAAAAGAAGAUUGAGGACCUGCAGCGACAGCACCAGCGGGAGCUGGAGAAGCUGCGGGAGGAGAAGGACCGCCUGCUGGCAGAGGAAACGGCUGCCACCAUUUCAGCCAUCGAAGCCAUGAAGAACGCACACCGGGAGGAGCUGGAGCGAGAGCUGGAGAAGUCCCAGCGCUCCCAGAUCAGCAGCGUCAAUGCCGACAUCGAGGCCCUCCGAAGGCAAUACCUGGAGGAGCUGCAGUCGGUGCAGCGGGAGUUGGAGGUGCUUUCGGAGCAGUAUUCGCAGAAGUGUUUGGAGAACGCCCACCUGGCGCAGGCGCUGGAGGCUGAGAGGCAGGCCCUCCGCCAGUGCCAGCGGGAAAACCAGGAGCUCAACGCCCACAACCAGGAGCUGAAUAACCGCCUGGCUGCGGAGAUCACGCGAUUGCGGACCCUGCUGACCGGGGAGGGCGGGGGAGAGGCUGCUGGAUCGCCUCUCACGCAGGGCAAGGAUGCCUACGAGCUGGAGGUCCUGCUGCGGGUCAAAGAAUCAGAAAUCCAGUACCUGAAGCAGGAGAUCAGCUCCCUCAAAGAUGAGCUGCAGACAGCACUGAGGGAUAAGAAAUACGCCAGCGACAAGUACAAAGACAUCUACACGGAGCUGAGCAUCGUGAAGGCCAAGGCAGACUGUGAUAUCAGCAGGUUGAAAGAGCAGCUGAAAGCAGCCACAGAAGCUCAGGGAGAGAAAUCCCCUGUGAACACCACUGUAUCGGGAUAUGAUAUUAUGAAAUCAAAAAGCAACCCUGAUUUCUUGAAGAAAGACAGAUCCAGUGUUAGUCGGCAACUAAGGAAUAUCAGGUCAAAGUCCGUUAUUGAGCAGGUCUCAUGGGAUAACUGAAAUGAACCCGAGUCCAGGUUCCCUGCCACGUAGAGUCUGAAGGAAGGCCUGACUGUGCAAGAACGCCUGAAGCUUUUUGAAUCCAGGGACUUGAAGAAAGACUAGUUCUCCCCGCUCCGCUUGACCACGCGCACCUCCCAGCUUGAGGCAGCACAGCACCAGCACCGUUUGUCUCUCGUUCCUUACGACUGUCCUUGCUGUCGUUCGUCUUGACGCCCCCAAUGGGACCCGGCGCCGUGGUGGUGGUGGUGCCCCCCCCUGCUGCCCCCUCGCCUCCCCAGCUCCUUUCCCUGCUUGUGAGACGCUCCAGAGACUCUGAGAGGGAGAGGAAGGGAUUGGGGUGGGGUGUUUUUUUCCCCUCUCUUCAGCGCUUUGUAGGAGAAUCCUUCCUUUACUGUAAACCAUUACACUAAGUGUCAGUAUUAAGGCUCAGUAGCCUGUUAAUAAGCUAGCUCUGUCAUACCAACCGUUUUGGUAUGCAGGCAGGGCCUGGGUGGUAUCGGCCAUACCGAGCUCUUACUGCUGUCAAGAGACCCAGUGCUCAGAGCACGCCAGGAGCCUAAUCUAACCAUUGAUCUCGAUUGCAUUACUUGCACCUACAAGGGGGGAAAGCCCGGGGGAAGAUUUUGGGGAGCGCAAGUCCGUGCUGGCAUACACAGCCUGGAGGUACAACACUGACAUCCCGCUGGAGAAGGAUGCAAGAAAUGAUUCUCCUGCCCCGUGACUGUGCCGUAUCCUGAAUGUAGGCGAUACUGAAGCCCGGUGAGCUUUGGUGGCUGCCCAGGUGGUUAUGGAUAGGGAGCUGCAGAUACUCAAUGUGCACCGUCGAGUCUGCCCCAUCGGCGUGUCUUUGCCUCCUGUCUCACUGGUGGUCGCAGUCGGUGUUUCAGGGGCCAAGCUGUAAGAUCAUUUUCUUGCCUCUGUUAGAUCAAGCCCAGCACUCUUUUUUUUUUUUUUUUGAUUGAGUCCCGUGUAUCCCAGGGUCUGUGCGCAUGUGAAACUCCCUUUUCCUAGUCAAAGGAAAGUAGAGUAGAAAGUAGAGCCAAUAUUGACUGAAAAUGCACAGUGCUCAAUGCAUAUAAUGCUCCUUUUUUAUCAGCUUCUUGAAUUCAACUCUUCUUGUCAGCAGGGCAGCUCCUAUUUUAAUUCUUUAAUCUUUUCCUGAAAUAAAAGUCUCAAAACCAGUAUGUGCUUCAGAUCUUCUCAGUCCUAAUAGCUUUUGUAUUUAAAGCAUACAAUUUAGCACUGUGAGGCCGAUCAAUGGAUACAAGCUCAAAGUGAGUCGAGGGAGCUGGUAACAUUAGAUGCAGCACACAGCCAGCCGAGCAGUCUUCCUAGAAGCCUACGCUGCUUUGCAGUGGGGCUGCCCGGGCAUGGUGGCUUCAUCCCAGGCUAAAUUUCAAGAUGCCACCGGUAAAGAUGCCAGGUCUUGCCUCACUGAUAGCUCUGGCCGGGAGCAGGGCUGAAGCAGUGCUCUGGUGUGUUGGUUUCCCAGCGCCAUUUAGCUGCCGAGCGGCCCGUAUCACUUUGGGCUGUGCUAUUAAAGAUAUGCCCUAGCCUUCACGUGGAGCAAAGCUUCCUCUUGUCUUUCAAGUGCUUAACACGUGGUUGAAGCAGGCAGCUCAGUGUGCUUUCCUGGCUGAUUUUUGGGCUGUUAGGCAGGCAGUACAAUCACAGCCCUCCAAGCAAACUCUUGCUGCAGCUCCGGAGCGGUGAGCACCACAGGGCUGGUGACAGCCAUCUCCAAUCCUGCCAGGUUGGAUCACGGCAGGUGCUGAGAGUUCACCCUCAUCCUCUCUCUGAGCAGCAAGUCUCUGUUUCAGCCCCCAGACCCUCAGCAGGAGACGGCAUCAUCUAACCAGUGUCAAGGCUCUCAUCCAGCUUGUGUGGCCUUGCCGUGGCCACGUGCUCAGUUUGACACCUCCCAGGGCACUCGCAGCAGCGCACAGCAGCGAGCCGGUCCUGCCUGUAGGAGCCUCACUUGUCCCCAGUCAAGAUGCCAGCGCCGUGCAGCGGGCAGAGCCCGUGCGGGGACGCUUUCCCACUGCGAUGCUCUGUAAUCUGUGCCUGGAUGUACAUGGAAGCCCUGGAGAUAAGAUCAGGGUAGGAAAAAUGCUCAACUGGAUACAAAGUCUUUCCCUUUGUGCCCUCUAUGAUAGUUCGAUGUGCAGCCACUCGCCCUAAUCUGAGCUCACAGUAGCACUUUCUGUAAUCUUGAGUUUUGGAGGACCCAGGAGCCUUCCCAGCCAUGCCCCACCUGGAUCAACCAUCAGUCACUCCCGGAGACUCCGUGUUGCUCCUUGCACUGCAUUUGCUUCCACCCAUCAGUCAGCAGCUGCCUUAGUCCUCUCAUCCCACAGUGGAGGAAUGUGGCCUGUGUGCCCAAAGCUGCUCACCAUCAGCCUCUCGCCUGCCGGAUGGGAGUCCAAACUGCAGAGCCCAAAGUGGAAAUGGUCACCUUAGCACUGUCCUGGGGCUGUGGAAAUAACUGCCCUCGCCACUCUGAGCUAGCUAAGGGCCAUCUCAAGCAUAGACUGUUGUUGAUAAACCCAUGUAUGUUGGUAAUGCUUAGCAGUGGCUUUUUAUAGCCUUGGUGUGGGGUUCUGCUUCCCUUCCAGCUGAGGAGAUCCAGAUGCAGCUCUCCUUGUUUGUCUUCCCAGAUUCAGCCUUCUCCAGAUCAGUUGUGCAUGUGUUGUGCUUAGAAGAAGUCCACAUCUGGAAGAAGAGGGUCCUUCGUUACUAGUCACAUACGAGGUUUCACUCUCCCUGCUGGCAUCUUGCACUUGACUGAAGUGAGAGGUCUGGGUCUCUGGUAUAACCUCACAGUUGGGUGAGCGGGGCGAGUUCAGGUCCCCAUGCUCACAGCAGCUGGCAAUGUGGCACUUCAGUGACAUCUCUGAGCAGUUAAAGGCAGUCUUUAAGGUAAAGCAGGGACACCAAUGCCUGCCAAGCAGAGUAGAUUGCAGGACAGAGAAGUCAGUGCUGUGGUCCAGGUUCAUCUUAAUUCGGGCCAUUGACAUAGCACUGAGGGAUCUGGUGGAGUUGAGAACUGUCAGUGUUAGGUUAAUGGUUAGACUAGGUGAUCUUCAAGGCCUUUUCCAACCUAGGAAAUUCCAACCUGUGAUUCUGUGAUUAGGUUUAUGUUGUGUAUGUGCCUUUCUAACUGCAUCAGGAGAUGCUUACCUGGCCCAGGUGGGUGGCUUGGUCCCAUCCGAAGUCACCUGCCCAACUCUCUGCAGGGAUAACCUUUACACUCCAUCCUGGGCUGCUCUGGAUGAGCUCUGCUCUCUGGCAGCCGUGAUCUCCUGGCAGAGGUCUCAGGACACACCAUUAGGAUGGCAUGUAGGCCUUGUCACUGGCAUUGCUCUUUCUUUACAAGACAUCACUGGCUCCAGGAGGAUGCCCUCUUCCUCCUCCUCCUCUUCUCUCCAGACAUAGAGUGGGACUUUGUCCUUUUUAGCCAGCCGAGCAGAACAUGCACUGCUCUCCUUCUCGACAUGUGGACCCUGCCCUUUCUUACAUCCCCCAGCAAAUCCUGCUUUUUCUCUGCAUACUUCAUUUGCUCAGGAGCACUUAUUUUAAGUGUGAAGACUAGAAGUUAUGUACCUUACAUUGACACAUUGGUGGUGUGGCGGACACAAGAUGAACCUUUCUGCUACAGGAUCAUGCCACUGAGCAUCUUGAGGCUCCCCAUGCAGGGAUGUUUUCUGCUCUAUGCUUGCUCAUACCAAGAAAUCUUCUCUUGCAGAUCAGUGUCCUGCCUGGCACUAGGUAUUGAGCCUAGUGAGUAAGAGUACUUGAUUUCUUCGCCAGUGCUCCUGCUUUGAGCCUUAUUUCUUAACAUAGAGAACAGCUGGGUAAGUGGAGGGCACACGUGGAGCGAUCAGGUGGGGAUCACCCCCAGUGUUUGACUCAGCAUGUGUAAAUACAUUAAUUCUUAAAAAAAAAAAAAAAGUGAGGAUGGGUAGAAAGGCACUGCAGUGUGUUGGCAAAGGUGGCAGCACUUUGGUGGUGGACAAUGCAGGAAGGCAGAAGAAUGUGCGAAAAAAAUGCAGCGGCACAGGGAGCUGUGCAAAGUGUGUGGGUGCUGAAGGCAGGGAGGGUCCGGAGAAGAGCUUUCUGCUUGUGCUCAGGCCCUGAACUGCCCGGCAAAGAGGGGGACUGUUGUUAUUUAUACACAUAUAAAAAUAUACUGAUGUUUAGUGGGGGAAAUAAUCACCCAGGAACGCUUGUAUGGCUCUUGCUUCUUUCUUGUAGACAUGCCCAUAUGCCAAGCAAGGGAUCAUCUAUAACUUCAGGGCCACUUGUGUCAAUUCUUCACUCGAGGCAACACAGACGGUAUUUUGCAUCCCUUCCGUGAGGCCCUGACAGGGGAUCCAGCACCAAGGAAUGAAGCUGGAUUUUCUUCUCUCUUUCCUCUAGUUUGUUUUUACCUUACUGAACAGAAAAUGUGAGUCCUCGCAUCACCCUCUUUUCUGGGCUCCGUGAAACAUCUCUAAAAGAAUUUGACGAGGUUUGCUGGGACUGCUGUCUGAACAGGGUCAGAGCCAGGGGAUCAGCUGCUCAGAAAUUUGCUUUUGGGGAACUUCUAUUUAAUAUAUAUUGGCCAGCUUGUCUGGACCGUCAAAUAGCUGAGAAAACCAAGACAGGCAUGUUUGCUGGGGAAAAAAACCUGGCACUAACUACAGGUAUAGCUGAAGCAAAAUGUAUUAGGUGGCAGGAGGACAGGCACAGGGAACACAGCAGUGCCUAACAAGCCAAAUCAAUUAAUCUUGAUGAAUUUUGUGGGUUAAAAAUAUUUAUCGCUAAACAAAGGGAUCUUUUAUGACCAUAGUGGUGGUGGUGGUCUCAUAUACUGUAGCUUGAAGGAGCAGCCGUCUUCCACUGGGCAGUUGGGCUCCUUUGAAAAUGAAAACAGAGAACCUGUCUCUGCCAUACAGAAGGUGCAUCUGGGGCUGAGCAGUGGCCUCGGCAUCGUCAGGAUGAGCCUCAGCCUUUGGGGCAGCACUUCACCAGGUGGGAACACUGUACACAGUGUCUUAUGGCAGUAGCGAUGAGUUCAGGGGGUCACAAAGAAGAGGAGGAGGAGGAGGAGGAGGAGGGAAGGUGCUGUGGUAUGCAGGCAGCUUCAGGCUGCGCUUCAGGCUCUGCUCUGUUUGCAGUCUGGCAACUAUCUGAGCAUUACCGCAGAGCAAAAGGCAUCACCUGCCUUUACGUGAAAGGAAGAGAACUUGGAGCACCAAUGACCAAGCCUAAAAUUGAAGUAUUUCUGCAGAGAGCAGUGCUUUUUUU
Athene cunicularia (burrowing owl) is the source of this 15047-nucleotide messenger RNA. It is a transcript of the gene MPRIP, whose product is annotated as myosin phosphatase Rho interacting protein. The record is from RefSeq and is a predicted model, not a curated record. Lineage: Eukaryota; Metazoa; Chordata; Aves; Strigiformes; Strigidae. Gene Ontology annotation, biological process: actin filament organization. Bases 3411 to 9755 code for a protein of 2114 amino acids. Gene Ontology annotation, molecular function: actin filament binding. Gene Ontology annotation, cellular component: actin cytoskeleton. The transcript has 19 exons.